UUCCGCUGCUAAAAAUGCCCAUAGCGCGAGGUACUUUGCGCUAAGUCACUCCAUACCACUGACGUAGGACUGCAAUGGCGGGGAUCUUUCCCAGUGAGUCACCAACGGUCACCGUAAAUGAGUACAUGCUCGUCAGGUACCAGACAUCAACCGUCCAUCAGUCAUCCUCUGCUGUGGCGAGUGCCUCUUCAGUCUGAUAGAGAUAUUCCUCAUCCCCAAAACCCGAUCCGACAAUCCGAGUCUCACAUCCCUGCCAAUUCUUUUUACAAAGCCGUGGCAAAAAAGCUGGUGUUGCCAUUUGUAAGUCAAAAGAGUCAAAUUUACAGCACAUCACUGAGUCAGCUUGUUCUUGUUGACUCAGAGCUUAAAGCCGUAAGAUGCCGUUUCAACCACGGCAAUGAGAGCUCAUCCGUGUGAUCAAGUGAGACAGAGGAUAUGCAUCCAAGCCCAAACGCCAUGCAUACAGAUUCGAAAUCAACACUGUCAUCAAUCUCUCAUCUCCAAGCUUUGCUAGUGCUUUUCUUGCAACUGAAAUGCAAUCGUGACC
Messenger RNA from Trichoderma harzianum CBS 226.95, 547 nucleotides. RefSeq lists its product as hypothetical. Bases 118 to 417 code for a protein of 99 amino acids. NCBI's taxonomy places the organism in Eukaryota, Fungi, Ascomycota, Sordariomycetes, Hypocreales, Hypocreaceae. The record is from RefSeq and is a predicted model, not a curated record. The transcript has a single exon.